GCAGCCCAACGAGUUCCAAUUCUCCUAUCCCAUAUAAUCUGCUGGUCAGCGUAUACAAACUCCAUUUCUGUUUUCCCUCUCCUUUGCCCCUCCAAGAUCCUACAUCUUUUCCUGAACUCAUCACCCCUAGCAGUCGGGCUAGUCUGCACACAUGGAUCCCCUUAGCAUCACUGCGUCUGCUCUAGGCAUCAUUGGAGCCCUCGCCACGACUUGGAAGAGUCUUAAGAAGGUCAAAGACUUACCAAAAGUCUUUGCGGAGGUCGAACGUGGUUUGCCUCUAGUCCGACAAAUACUAGAGGCUGCUAAUUCAUCCCUACGCCAGAACCCGACCGAGGACGACGCGGUCACUGCUACAUUGAUGCGCUGCAAAGAGAGGCUCGAUGACCUCCACAAGAUUUUCACAGAGCUCGAUAAGAACUGCAAAGAAAAGGGCGACAAUAAUAAUCCCGUAUCAUGGAAGCAAGCUCGUUCCAUCUACCGUCGCAUCCUGGCUAGCGUCAAGGCGCCACUAGUUGAAAGUCUAAUGGAAGAAAUAUUGAAGGACACCCGUAAUCUGGCUCUUAACCAGGUGUUCUUACUAGGGCCAGCGGUGGAUGUAAAAGACCUCGAGACGGCUAUUGAGAAGCUAUCGAAUAUGGAACCCUCGCUUCCUAAUUCAGAGCUUGGUUCUGCCGGUAUUACCAACGCAAACCAGACCGUACAAGCGGGUGGUAAGGGUCAACAGAACUUUACCCGUGGUGGCUUCAACACAUUCAACUCUGGUGAAAACAUCGUUAGCGGAGAUGGGCAUACAAUUAACUUCGGCCCCGUCGAGUAUAAGUCUCAAACUGAACAAGAUCGCGAGUAUAGCAAUCUCCCUUCAGUUUAUGAAUCGCAUUUCGUUGGUCGUAAAGAAAUUCUAAAUGAGCUUCGUAGACGGUGCGUUAGCCGCCUCGACGACUCACAAACUUCAACUCCUACCAUUACAGUUCUCACGGGAAUUGGUGGCCAGGGUAAAAGCCAAACCGCACUUCGUUAUUGCCACGACGCCAGAGCCUACCGCGCUAAGUUCUGGGUCGAUGCAUCAUCUUUGGAUAGUACAAGAAAAUCUUUCGAAAGUAUUGCGGAGAUCUUGCUACGGAACCCCCAAGGCGGUAGUGAGCAAGAUACUGCGCCUUAUCGACCUCUGACUAUUUCUAGGGUAAAGGAGAAGUUAGAAUCAUGUGAUUGGCCUUGGAUCAUUGUGUUCGACAAUUAUGAUGACGAAUCGCAGUUCCCAGACUUAGACCCUCACAGGUUCAGCUUCACCAAGCUUGUCGACUUUUUACCAACCCGUGGCAAAGGUUCCAUCAUCAUCACGACUCGAAAUACCGAAUUUGGGGCCGGUUACCAAAAUUGGGAGAAGCUGGCGGUGCCACCUAUGACGGAAGAUGACGCGCUUGCUCUCCUCCAGCGAUUCACAGAGGUGUCAGAUAACACUAGCCUCGAGCCUGCAAAAAUAAUUGUUCGAAUGCUUGGCUAUUUGCCUCUAGCAAUUGAUCAGGCCGCACGGGCUGUCCACACUUCUGAUUCAAGUUUUCAAGAAUAUCUAGAACAAUUCCAACACCGCAACGGAUCGACGAUCAAGGAUACACCUCACAAUUGGAUAAUGACGUAUGAGCGAUCUCUCGACUCAUUGGACUCCGGCAUUCAAGAUAUAGCUAUAACGAUUCUGACUCUCUCUGCCUAUUUGGCGCCGGCGGCCAUAUAUGAGAGAUUCUAUGAGGCAUAUUACUUCGAGUGUCCACCAUCACGUCGUCCGACAUGGCUCUCGUUCUUUUCCCAGUCUAAUGAGUGGAGCACUGUUAAAUUCUGGGAAUUUAUUCAUAGCCUGAGUCGAAGAAGUCUCAUACAAGUUCAAAAUGACCGGAGAAGGUCCGAUCCCGACCGAAGGCACUACUCGCUUCACCCAGUAAUUCGAGAAUGGCUACUAACUAGGAGAGGCAUAGGAAAUGAGGGCCUAGUAGAUUCACCCCAAAGCAUUCACGCUUCCAGCGCCGUCAGUCUGGUAACCGCGUUCGUAAGGAAUACUCAUGUUAAUUUAAUACCGUUCACAACACGCAUGGAUGUUCUUGGGCAUAUACGCAAAUUUUUGGAUGACAAUAUCCCCUGCCUCUACGAUGACCGAGGCAACUCAUCUAGCCCACAUCCGCCACCGGCACUAUCCUUGGCGAGGUUUUGCCGACAGUUUAGUCGCUUACAGAUUGCAGAGACUUUUCUCGAAGGCAUGGUCACUUCCAGAACAAAAGCCGAGAUACCAGAAGAUGACGAAGAAGGGAUCCAAAUGCUGCUCGAGUUCGCUGAGAUAAACGAAGACGCUGGUAAACAUACUAUAGCGCAGGCGCAUUUUGGGAAAGCGUUAAGUUAUUCUAUUAAAAUCACUCAUGUUCAAAGAUGUCGAGCUACAAUUGGACUCGCCACUACUGUUUGUAGUCAGGAGCAGUUCCGAAAAGCGCUUAAACUUGCCAAUGAGGCAUUACUACAAGCCGAGGCGCUUGGGGAUUCCGGUAACCGAUGUGCCAUACAGGCUCGAAUUAUCAUAAGCAUGGCUCAGUCAGGGUUAGGCAAUAUAGAUAAAGGCCGUUAUAUCGCCAGAGAGGCAUUUCUCCAGGCCAGUACGCAAUUUGGCCCUGCAGACAUCCUGACGAUGAAGGCUGAAAUUAAUUUCAUUGGAGGAUUCGGCCCAAGCGAGGGAAAAGUUGCCCUCCAGAGGAUGAUGUGGAACUUGGAAACGUGGAACGGACUGGAUUAUAGGCUAGCAUUGUCCGUCUACCUAAAGUUCGGCCGUCUCCUCGAUCGUCUCGGCCUCCAUCACGAUGCGCUUCUAUACUUCCACGCUGCACAGCAGCGCGAGCACGAACUUUCCCAAGAUUCGCCUUUCAGUGUGGAAAUCAGCAUCCUGGUUGCUAAGUGUUAUGAUUCGAUAGGGCAAUGCCCACAAGCAAUAGAGAUGGCGAAACGAGCUGUUACAAUCAGUCAUCGCCAGGAAGGGUAUGAGUUGUGUUUCCUUCAUGCGGCAAAUACGCUAUUCUGGUUAUGUAUAUCUGAAGGUCAAUUCUACGAGGCAAUGCCAUAUAUCUGGGUUUUGUUUACAGCGCAGACCUUUUCCGCAAUCGUUCGACGCAGGUCAAGGCUAUUACUUCUUGCCGCCGGCAUAAUUUUAGAGGUGGAUGCGCACUUCAGAGGGUUGAGUUUUGUGAACAAGCUUGUAUUGGGUAGUGCUUGCGGAUUAAUAGGUUGGGCAAUUGGAGAGCUAGAAGAUGGUAAUUAAGUAUGAUUAGGUGGGACAAAGGUGGGUUUUAAACUUAAUCAUGUACAUAUAAGGAGGUCUUCCAUCCUCACUCAUGAAGUAGUUGAACUAGUUACAACAUUCAUACCUACACCAUUAGUUAAUCAAUUAAUCAUAGAUAAAUCUCUAUACUUGUAGGUUUAUCUUGGAAACAAAGCGAUGACAUGAGGCGGCAUUGUAGGAACUUGGAGAUAUACCCCAGAUGUCAGAUCUGGAGGUAUCAAUUCUAAGCCAUCAAGCUCAAGCAGCCGAGAGCAUCGCACAACCGUUAAAAGCAAUUGAAUUGAACGAGCGGUGUUAUAACAUCGGGCGACAAGAAGAGCCAUCUAACGAC
Xylaria bambusicola is the source of this 3641-nucleotide messenger RNA. RefSeq lists its product as uncharacterized. The record is from RefSeq and is a predicted model, not a curated record. Gene Ontology annotation, molecular function: ADP binding; protein binding. The coding region runs from base 152 to 3289 and encodes 1045 amino acids. NCBI's taxonomy places the organism in Eukaryota, Fungi, Ascomycota, Sordariomycetes, Xylariales, Xylariaceae. The transcript has 4 exons.